This is a messenger RNA of Photinus pyralis (common eastern firefly), 2131 nucleotides long. RefSeq lists its product as uncharacterized. Gene Ontology annotation, molecular function: long-chain-alcohol O-fatty-acyltransferase activity; diacylglycerol O-acyltransferase activity. The coding region runs from base 74 to 2062 and encodes 662 amino acids. Lineage: Eukaryota; Metazoa; Arthropoda; Insecta; Coleoptera; Lampyridae. The transcript has 6 exons. The record is from RefSeq and is a predicted model, not a curated record. Gene Ontology annotation, biological process: triglyceride biosynthetic process. Gene Ontology annotation, cellular component: plasma membrane.
ACUUUCCUAAUAGAAAUCAGAAGCAAAUGUUUUGUUAUGAAGUGAUGUGUGGUACGCAGUUUUGAAAGCAUCAAUGCGCGAUACAAACAUGUUUGGGACGUUGUUGGUUUUUUGUUUUAUGAUACUUUGCAGUCCCUUUCUUCUUUUAAAUUACCUAGGAUUGUUUGUGUUCAAUAGCCUGUGGUUGUGGUGCAUUUCAAUAUUUAAUGUGAAGUGUGAUUUUUUACGGGAUACCACGAUUCGCUCUCUAGUUGAUACACCUCGAAAUCAAGGAAUAUUUACGGUGCUGUUGAACAUCCAGGGACCUGCACAACCGGAAGCGGUUCGACGACAUUUACAGGAAGUUCUAAAUCGAAGAGACAAACGUGGAAAUCUCACCUUUCCGAGAUUACGCCAGUUUCUUGUGAAACGGUUCGGAAAGUAUGCGUGGAGGGAAUUGGAUUUUGAGUUAAAUCAAAAUCUGCUAAUUGCGGCCCCGAAUUAUCGCGGACGUCCUAUUUCGGAUAUAAACAUUCAGGAUUAUAUCACCGACAUCGUUCUGAAAUAUCUUCCGAAUGGCGUUUCGCCUUGGCAAAUGGUAAUAAUUCCAUCCACUAAUGUUCAACAUUACAUUUUAUUACGUGUACAUCAUGCCAUAAUUAACGGCGGCGUAAACAUGGCAGAUUUGCUCCCAAUCAUUCAACCGAUGCAAUACUCAAUUCCAACCGCCGAUAGCAAAUUACCUCUGCUGAACGUUGCGAAGAAACCUAAAUACGUGCCGCUUCUAAAGGAGCGCUUUCUGGAGGAUUUUACAAAUCUAUGGAACGAGUUCGUGUCGUCCUGUGAUCCACUGGAACAAACCGAACUAAUUAAAACAAGCCCGGGUUUAUUCCAAUAUCUUGGAAUAAUGUUAAUAACUUGGGUUUCUAUAUGCAAGGAAUGUCGAAAGGGUUACAACGCCGUCAAACAAGAUCCCAUAUCAAAGAUGAGAUACUUCAAUGCAACUUUCGUAAAGGAGACCAAUAGGAGGCAACUGACAUUUUCGAAUUUUCUCAACGCACUUUUCGAAACAAUUCACCCGAUUAACAUUAUUAAGGGCGUUCUUAAUUGGUGGUACUGGUUGCUACUACUGUUACUAAAGGUUCCCGUAUUGAUAUACCAGGAGCUCAUGACGGUAUAUUCGUGUUACAAAACGGAAUAUUGCGGAUAUUCUAAUACGAUAACCGGUUUUCUGUACGGUUACAUUCCGUUAUUUUAUAACGCCACAAACGAAAUAUGCUACUACCUGGGAUUAUUAAUACAAGCACCGGCAAUUAUCUUCGAACAAAUCGUUUUCGAACCCGAGACCAUACAGACAAUUCCGCCGUGCGGAAGAAAAGUUGUUUCGUGGUCCGAACCGGUGAACGUAAACUUCAUUCGGAAAAUUGCCAAAAGUACGGGGGUAAGCGAAACGGAAAUCCUUCUGGCUACCAUUAGCACUACAAUCGCACGUUACUGUGCGCAAGCUGGUGUGGUCACACCCUGCGAGAUUCCCGUAACUAUACGUAAUGUCAACUCGAACUACAUCUUUCUAAGUGGCGACCACGUUAAACCCCAAGAUUGCGUCAGUGGCUUAAUUGGCUUGCGCUUACCGGUGUUGUCAUCGGAAAAAGACGAGACUUUUUUGGAAAAUCUACGCGUGGUUAAAGACAAUUUCGCAAAGGCGAUGGACUCGCAAGCCGUCAGUUACCUACUAACGAUUCUACAGACGAAAUACGGAACGCUAACGAAUUUCCUACCGGCCACCCUCAUACAGGUUCUCCUAAGGUACCUCUCGCGGAAGUACACAAUUUCCAUCACGGAAAUUACGAAUAAUUACAAUAAUACCACCGUACGGACGACUUGGGGGAAAGAGGUCACCAAUGUUAUCUACUGGAGACCACCGCAAGCUAAUAUGAGCAUAUCUUUGUGCUACAAUCAGUAUGGGGAGAAUAUUACGUUAGGCGUAAUGUGCGAUGCACAACUUCUACCAUAUCAUUCCGUUUUGACGAAGGAUUUUCCCGAACAUAUUGAAGAUAUUGCCAUUUCGGCUCAUCUGAACUAGUAUCUAUUGACCUACCUAAUGUCAGAUGACGAGCGCAUAUUAUUUAGUAUUAAUAAAUAGGUAGUCUUU